Messenger RNA from Linum trigynum, 2580 nucleotides. The record is from the annotation of a GenBank genome assembly. NCBI's taxonomy places the organism in Eukaryota, Viridiplantae, Streptophyta, Magnoliopsida, Malpighiales, Linaceae.
AUGGAGCGAUCUGCGUCGGGUAAAGAUGUUGCCUUGAGGGACUUUACUGAGUCUUCUUCCUCCGGUGGGAUGUUUGAUGCAUCACAGUACGAGUUUUUUGGUCAACAUGCUGGGAAUGGAGUGGAGUUGGGUGGUCUGGAAGAAGAUGAAAAUCCUGUCUUUGGAUCUGUCGGUGAUGAAUACCGCUUGUUUGAUAGAGAUGAAGGGGCAAGCUUAGGAUCUCUAUCUGAUAUGGAUGAUUUGGCAAGUACUUUUGCAAAGUUGAACCGAGUAGUUACUGGUCCAAGGAACCCAGGAGUGAUUGGUGACCGGGGAUCAGGAUCAUUCUCCAGGGAAAGUUCAUCAAUUGCUGAAUGGGCACAAGACAGUGAAUCUUCUUCCUGGUUUGAUCAGCAUGGGUGUGAUUCAGAAGGUUUUCAUGACAGCAGGAUGUCUUCUUUAUCUCUCACCCAACCUUCAUCUGCAAGGUUCUCAGAAUCAAAACCUUUGUACAGAACUUCCUCUUAUCCCCAGCAGCAACAUGGAGAAUUCAGCAGCAACUGGCUAGAUCAGCAGAUAUUUGAUACAGAAACCGUCCAGGAAAACAAGAGAUGGUCAUCACAGCCAUCUAUUAAUUUCCCAGAAUCAAAACCUUUACACAGAACUUCUUCCUAUCCUCUACAGCAACACCAGCAGCAUUUAUCAAGUGAACCGGCUCCUUUUCCAAAAUCAAAUUUCACUUCUUUUCCGCCGCCCGGUGGCAGAAUCGAUCAGCCUCUACAACACUACCAUAGUGUUCCUUCUCCUUCAGGCGGGCUGCAGUUGCCAUAUUCUGCUCCAAACAUGUCUCCUCUAUCGAACCCCAACUUCCAUUUGGCUGGUUUACACCCUGGGGCUCACUUUGCUGGAAACAUGUCGCAGCAGAUCACAUCUCCUGGCCUUUCUUUUAGUAACAGGCCUCAGAAGCAGUGGCUCAACCAUGGUGGCUUGCUAAACCAUGUCGACCAUUCUACUCUUUUGCAGAGCGUCUUGCAACAACAGUUGUCUCAUCAUCAGAAUGGGCUCAUGUCUACACAGUUGUUGUCGCCCCAAAACCGGUUGCACUCUUCGGUUCAACCAUCCAUGGCUCAUUUUGCUGCACUUCAGUCUCAAAUCUAUGCUUCACAUCCAUCAGCUCAUAAAUUAAUGCUCGGUUUGGGUGAUGGUAGGGAGCAGAAGCCUAAAUCGCAUAGAGGGCGCCAUAAUUCUCGAUCUUCAAAUCAUGGUUCUGAUGCUGGUGGUAGUCAGAGAAGUGACAGUGGUCCAUCGAUUCAGUUCAGAUCAAAAUACAUGACAUCUGAAGAGAUCGAGAGCAUUCUGAAAAUGCAGCAUGCCGCUACUCAUGGCAACGAUGCUUAUGUAGACGAUUACUACCAUCAAGCUCGUCUCUCCAAGAAAUCUACUUCAGGAGGGUCAAAGUCAAAGCAUCACUUCUGCCCAUCUCACCUGAAAGAGGUUCCUUCUCGCUCACGCAACAACAGCAGCUCUGAACAGCAGCUUUCCUAUCAUGUGGAUGCAAUGGGGAAGAUUCCCAUACCAACUGUACGUAGGCCCCGCCCUCUCCUCGAAGCGGGCCCUGUUUCCACCGAUUGCAGUGAACAGAUCUCCGACAGGCCUCUUGAGAAGGAACCCAUGCUUGCAGCUAGAGUCACAAUCGAAGAUGGGUUGGCCUUGCUUAUCGAUGUUGAUGAUAUUGAUCGGUACCUUCUGUUUAAUCAGCCGGCGGAUGGUGGCGCUCAGGUGAGGCGCCGGCGGCAGAUUCUCCUUGAGGGUUUGGCAACUGCGCUUCAACUGGUAGACCCUCUCGGUCAGAGUCCUGGGAAUAAUACUUCAGCAGGCUCUGCAUCAAAGGAUGAUCUCGUGUUCUUGCGUCUGGUAGCUUUGCCCAAGGGUAGGAAACUCAUAACAAAGUUUCUUCAGCUUCUGAUCCCCGGUAGCAACCUUGUACGUAUUGUGUGCAUGGCGGUGUUCCGGCACCUCAGAUUUUUGUUUGGUUCUGUGCACUCCGACUCAGCAGCAGCCAAGACGAGCGUGAACCUAACAAAGACAGUGUGUGUUUGCAUCAGUGGCAUGGAUCUUCAUGCACUCAGUGCAUGCCUUGUUGCAGUUGUUUGCUCAUCAGAGCAGCCGCCAUUUCGCCCUCUUAGUAGCCCAGCUGGUGAUGGAGCCUCAGUUGUUUUGAAGUCUAUUCUCGAGAGGGCAACUAAACUGUUAACUGAUCCUCCGGCUGCACGGCCGGUGGUGCCCAACUUUGCUCUCUGGCAGGCGUCCUUUGAUGAGUUCUUUGAUCUGCUGACUAAGUAUUGUUUGGCGAAGUAUGAGACUAUCCUGCAGUCAGUCUAUGCGAAAACGCCAACUGGUACAGAGGAUAUUGAUGAAGAUGUACGUGGAGCGACUAAGAGGGAAAUGCCAGUUGAGCUUCUGCGUGCUUGCCUCCCUCAUACUAAUGAACGCCAGAUGGAGCUAUUGAGACAUUUUGGACAGCAGCGGAAUUCCAUGACUGGACUGAGUACACAUUCGGGUUCUAGCAGCAUCAUAAGUUCUGAAUCUGUCAGAACUUAA